ACAUGCUGAAAGCUAGCACAAGCAAUACAUUGGAAAGGGACAUGAAAGAAAGCCCAUUUGUGAUAUGUAGUUAUAAUUAAUUUCACCCGGGAGCGGCCGAGCAGAAUUGGUUAAGCAUGGCUUUUCUCAUUGACGUUGCGAGACAGUUUUUGUGCACGGGAAAACGGACUAAAGUUCUCUCUCGUACUGUCUGUUUGGACUUGGCUGCUCAGCUACUGGCAACAGAUAUAGGUCUGAAACCAGCCGUUUUAUAUGACAUCAAUGGCGCGAGCCCGGAGCAAGUCGGUAACUACUUGAACGCUCUGCAGGAGAAUAACUUUGUAUCGUCUGCAUUACACAUUGUAGCGCUAGCUGGCACCACCCUCAUCGUUAACAUCAAACAGAUGGUUGCACACUUGCAUGAUCUGCUUCUGGAAGAAAGGCUGGUGGUCAUUGAUGUCUGUCCGUCACUGGUACAACCUGCUCUCUCUGACAUGAAGGGCAGUGGGACCGAGGAUGCGGUUAAAGUGAUGUUGGAGUAUUUCACUACCAAGUCUGCAUCACAGGAAAGAAGCUUGAUCAUGGAAAUAAGCGAGGACAUCAUGCAGGAUUGGAAUCUUUGCACAGUAUUUGGCGUUCUCUUGGGCUACCCUGCUACUUACUGGUUUGAUCAAGACAAAAGCUUUGAAAAUUGCUUGAAUUUGGUGCCCCUUUUGGUAACCAAGGUGUCAUUGACAUGGCUGUCAGGUGUUGAACGUCACAACUUUAACCUUUUCUCUUUCAGCAUCCCAGAGAUGCUGUUUACGCACGCAGAGACAUUAUUUGAGUGUUGGACGCAAACUCUGCAGCAGCAACUCAAAAGACAAACAGUCUUUACCGACCUCAAUAUAAUCAAAACAACAGUCACAUUACCCAUUGUAGCUCUUUAACGCCGUUCAUCGUCAUGUUGAUCAAGUGUGCAAUUGUUUUGGGACAUUUUAAGCAAGUCAUAUGGCUACUUUAAAGUGAAAGUUUAAAAGACAGUGGCACUAAGUUACAGCAGAAAU
Engraulis encrasicolus (European anchovy) is the source of this 1025-nucleotide messenger RNA. RefSeq names its product chromosome 14 C1orf74 homolog (gene c14h1orf74). Lineage: Eukaryota; Metazoa; Chordata; Actinopteri; Clupeiformes; Engraulidae. Bases 117 to 908 code for a protein of 263 amino acids. The transcript has a single exon. The record is from RefSeq and is a predicted model, not a curated record.